CUAGCGGUGGCGGCAUCGCCAGGGCCUUGGUCGGGCGCAUUCUCGCGUUCUCGCGCACACGGAGACUGUAUGUGCCAGUACAUCUAGUACAUCUCCCCCCCUUUCCUGCACGGGUGACACGGGGACUCAUGGAAAAAAGCGCUGCCGAUACCGAGCUGCAUUAGAAUAGUCUGGCGCACUGUUACCGCCCAGCCCAGCGCAGAAGUGUUGUGUGCGCGAGAGUGCGCGUUGUAUAACUGCGUAAAACAGAACGAACGACGGGGGAGGGACGAUCUUCACUGUCUGAACACUACCCCGAACCCCCGAAAAGGGAGAUGAUCGACGUGAAGAGUGUGUUUUGUCUGUGUCUGCAUCUCUGCAAGCUGCCUGCAGCCUAGAAUUCUGAGUUCGGAGCUCGGUGCGCCAUACUGAGACCGAUUUGAUUGUGCCAAAGACCGUUCGUUCUAACGCGAAGCGUAUUAGUUAGUGCAGCUAUUUUUAGCAGCAAAACGAUCCCCACAAACCAAACCCCACAGUCUGCCGCCACUCGCAAACAUCUGCAAACGUUGUGGUCGUAGUGACACAAACUGUGCUGCUGCUGUAGAUGCUGCCAACCGAAGCAGUAGGCUGUGGAGCUUAAGAGUGUGUUCUCCUUGCACCAGUGAAGAAAAACGACUCGCCGUGGUUGCCUGUGCGUGUCUGCUCGGCUCUUAUCAGUGCUGAACAGUGGUGUGUGUGUGUGUGGUCAACCCUCCCUCCCUCCUCCCCCUCUCGGAUGACGAGUGACGUGUGCUGUUGUGCAAUGGAAAAUCGGGACUCACUAUAAGAGAGCUGUUUCUUCUGUUGGUUGGCGUUUCCAGAGAUUAGAAUUAGACGGAUCCAGCAGCUCAACAGUCUCCAGCAGUGACGGCGGCAUACACAUGUCGGUGCGAUCUACUACUAACUCGUCUAGCGCAUGCAGAUCUUGCAGCGGCGGGUGACGCGGGGUUUGCUUCUUUUUUACUGUGUCCGUGUGCCUGUGAAGGGCAGCAGAGGAGGCGGCAGAGGGCGACACGUGACUGCCGCUCAAUUGAAUGUCUCUGGUUAGCCUUCGCGCGCGUUAGUUGGCGUUCUGACGACCGCUCGUACUGAUCAUGUGUACCCCGCUUAGCUAGACGUUCUUUGCGGCCCUGUUCGCCUAAGUAGCGCGGCAAUCGAGAACGGAUGUGUGUGUGUGUGCGCGCGCGUGUGUGGAUGUGUAUUAAAUUGGGCAACCAGCCCGACUUUGCACCAGCAUCGAAAUGCCCUCGAUGGUGCGACGCACCAGAGGCAAACUAGCAGCGCAACGGCAACUGGCCAGCAGCACUACUACCGCUGCUGCUGAACGACGCGUCAAACGCGAACCACAGACCAAACUUAUCGAUGCUGCUGCUGCUGCUGCUGCUGAUAGCCAAGGUUCCGAUAACGCACCACACCACCAUCACGGCGAGCAGAAACGGCUGCCACAGUGUAAGGUGAAGCGCAACUACGCGUGUGGCAGCUGCAGCUACUUUACGCAAAACCCCCGCAGCUAUCUGACGCAUCUACGCGACACCCACGGGGAGAAGAUUAGUGUGUACGAGUGCAAACGAUGUGUGUACGCCUCGCGCCACUACCAGAAGCUGGUACGCCACAUGCGAAUGGUGCACGGCGGUGCGGACGUACCGGUGGUGGAGUCGGGCAGUAAAGGUGCGACACCGGUGGACAAUAGUGAAGAUCGACGGGAGGUGAUUGAAAAGGACAGUUCCGAGAAGGAUUCAGCGAGCAAAGUGUUGGAUGCGCUGGGUGUGGGUGGUGCGUAUACGCAGCAACUUGUUGCAUCUCUGCUGCCAUCGCUGUUGCUGAGGAACGUCGAACAAACGUGGACAUCGUCUUUUUUGGCACUCAAGGCCCCAAUCAAGUCCGAGAUGGAUGGCAUGCAGAGUGUUGUGACAUCACCGGAACGGGACUCCUCUUCCCACAAAACCGGCCGCAAGCCCUCCGAAGACAAUGAAACGGUGCCGAAAAAGCGCUCCAGACCAAUCCCCAACCUGAUUCCCCUAGCACCCGCCAAGCCGGAAAAGGAGCUGCUAAAGCCGGUACCGAUGUCGGUGCUAAUGCCACCGGAGGUGGCAGUGGGACACAGCCACCCACCACCCCCAAUGAGCUUACCGUCGUCGCCCCAGACCAAGUGCACAUUUUGCGAGCUUAGCUUCGAGUCCACGCUGGAUCUAGCGAACCACAUUGCAGCGUCCCACAAGGAGGACCUCAUCACCUCGCUGCUGCAGAAAUCGAUGGACGAAUCGAACCAGAAUCUUUUCCCCCAGACGGGCGACCCCGGCGACAGUGCCUCGAACGAGAUGUGGAAAAGUUUGCUCGAAGCGAACCUGUUCGGUGCGGAUUCAGCCACACCAGCAGCACGUCCGAACGCUUCAAACUCCGCCAGCUCCAAGAUUGAUGACGAUGAGGUAGAAAUCCUGGAGAGCAAAUCGGAAACGUACUGCGGUAUCGAGACGGCGCCCGGGUACGGCGAGGUGACGAGCAAACUGGCCUCCAACGAUCCGAACGCGACCGGGCUGAUGAAGCGAGUGUUCAAGUGCCCGCACUGCUCGUUCUGGGCGUCGACGGCGUCCCGGUUUCACGUGCACAUCGUGGGCCACCUGAACAAGAAACCGUUCGAGUGUUCGCUCUGCUCGUACCGCUCCAACUGGCGCUGGGACAUUACGAAGCACAUUCGGCUGAAGACGAUCCGCGACCCGAGCCACAAGAAUGCGGGCGUGCUGAUGAACGACGAAACGGGCCGGCGGAACUACACCAAGUACAACAAGUACAUCACGCUGAUGCACAUAACGGACAAUACUAGUGGUGGUGGAGGAGCAGGAGGUGGUAGUGUUGCUGCUGCUGCUGCUGCUGCUGUUGCCGGUGGUAGUGGCAGUGCGAAGGAGUCGACCAACUUCCCGAACAAAUCGUUCAACGAGAGCAGCAUGUCGGAUCUGGUGGCGGCGUGCAGUGCGUUCAACAUAGAUUUGAAUGCGUUGGCCAACAUGCCCGGGUUCAGCUUGCUGCUGGACGAUAAGCCAGCGCACGAUGAGACGUCGGCGAAAGUGGACGAAGUCGACCAUUUUAAAUGUCAAUUUUGUGAGUUUAGUACACCGACCAAGGAGGAGCUGUUGCUGCAUACGACAAACAGUCAUGGUGGCAUGGUGGCGACGACGGCCACCUCUCCCUUUCAACUGCAGCUGGAGGAAGCAAUGGAGCAGGAAGCGUACGGGAAGGUCGGCGGCGGCGGUGGCGGUGGCAACAGUACGGCAAACAAUAACAUUACACCACCCUCCUCCAGUAGUACGCCGACGCCACCGACGGGUUCGGCGGCCCACUGUAGCCUUAGUAAAAGUGCAGCUAACAUUAGCAACAACGAUAUGCCUAGUACUACUACUAAUGGAACACCCCUACUACCACUACUACUAACGCCGGGCGGUGCUGGAGAUAAAACGAACCACCACCCGCCGCCGCCACCGGAACUGGGCGCCGGAGAGGGUGGUGACGGUAGCUCACACACACGCGGGCUGGCGGUGCCUUCCACCGGUACCUGGCGCCACAGUGCACCGUAUCGCUGUGGCCAUUGCCAUCAGGUUUCUAACUGGAAACAUGUGAUUCAGAGACACUGUCGCCUGAAGCACAACGGACACGUUUUCAUUGAGCACGUGAACGCGGAAAGGGACGACCCCGCGGCGCUGGCCGACGGUGCCGACGGUCAGCAGGUGCCACGGAAUAGCAAACAGAACCAACCACAUUCCGUGUACGUGAUCGAAGACGUGGUGCAUCCGCCGACCGUCUCCACCGGCAACGGCACCGGCACCGGCACAUCGAUCGAUGCCCUCGUCAGCUCGUCCAUUCCACCGCCCCUGGCACCGUUCAGCCUGGACGAGGUAAACACGCUGGAGCCGAUCGUGGAAAUCCUGGACAAGGACCCGGCGGCCACGGAGCUGAUCCACUUCAACGGUGCCCUCAUGCCUUCGACCGUCCUGGUGGACAGUGGGACGGUGGCGCCGGCUGUCCCAAGCGAGCAGCUGGAAUGCAUUUCCUGCCAGUUUCGGGCGGCAACGGUCGAGCAGCUGACCGAGCAUCUGGAGCAGCACAUGAGCAACAGCCCGGCGGCGGGGACGGGCACAGCGUUCGACACGGCCGGACUGCUCGACCCCGGGCCCACCACCAUGUACUACUGUGCCCGCUGUCCGGCCCGCUUCCUGCAGCACGCUCACAUGCUGGAGCACGAGUCGAAGCAUGGGGCGCCCGUGGGCCGAUCGUGCUCGUACUGCACGUACCGCACCGCGGACGACGAUGAGCGCAGCCGGCACGAGGAGGUCCACUCGGCCGCGUACAACAUCAACACGGACAAUUUGCAAAUCUUUCUCGCGGAAAGCAAAGAGUACCCGAAGCCACCGCUCACGCUCAAGGAGAGUGGUGGCAGGCAGCUGUUUUACGUCGAGCCGGUGGAAGCCCAUGACUCCCCGGAAGGUGAGGUCUCGGCGACGCGCAAGGUGCCGAGGAAGUCGAAGCACCGCGUCCGUUCGCCCGAUUCGCCCGCUACUGGGACCGAAUCCGACCGACCACUGGUUCCCGGGGGCUCCUCCAUCUUUCUGUGCGAAUACUGUGAUCAAACGUUCGACGCGGAGGCCGAGCUGAACGCGCACGUACGGAACCACUUUUCGUCGAUUCUGGCGCCGCAGGAGGUGCCCUACUACACGUCGCUCAGCAGCACGCUGGACAAGGAGCGGAAGUUGGAGCUGAUCGUGUCUGGGGCGGCACCCGGGUCGGCCGCGAUGGCCCUGCGCUACGUGUACGAUAAUGCGCGCCGCAAGGAUUGGAGCGUGUACUCCAAGACGGAGAGCGUUUUGUUGAAGUUUUGAGGACGCGGGAGAACUUUCGUUGAAUGUGGGGAUACAUGGAGGUGUAUAAGCUUUUGUUUUUGUUAGAUUAGUUGUUUAGUUGUCAGCGAGAUCAUUUCACGCUUUCACGUUCCAAGAACCAACCACCCAAAGGUUUGUGUUGUUUUGCCAUUCAAUUCAAAGUGACCAUAGGUUAUGAAAUAGAAAGCGGAAAGCAUUAGCUUUUAGAGUGUACUGCGAUACUGUGCGAAAUAAAAUGUAAUCAAUUGUUAUGACACCAUUGGCGUA
Molecule: messenger RNA, 5153 nt
Organism: Anopheles merus
Lineage: Eukaryota; Metazoa; Arthropoda; Insecta; Diptera; Culicidae
Exons: 7
Coding region: 1260-4886 (1208 amino acids)
Biological process (GO): regulation of gene expression
Cellular component (GO): nucleus
Source: RefSeq, a predicted model, not a curated record